This is a messenger RNA of Cavia porcellus (domestic guinea pig), 3628 nucleotides long. It is a transcript of the gene Tpo, whose product is annotated as thyroid peroxidase. Bases 506 to 3247 code for a protein of 913 amino acids. Gene Ontology annotation, biological process: response to oxidative stress; thyroid hormone generation. Lineage: Eukaryota; Metazoa; Chordata; Mammalia; Rodentia; Caviidae. The transcript is spliced from 17 exons. Gene Ontology annotation, cellular component: membrane. Gene Ontology annotation, molecular function: heme binding; calcium ion binding; iodide peroxidase activity. The record is from RefSeq and is a predicted model, not a curated record.
UUGGGGGAGUGUGACCCUGUGGUGAGACGGUGACAGGGAACUCUGGAGAGCUCCGGAGAGGAACGCGGCGUCCUUCCCGCUCCGCAGAGCAGACGAGGAGGCCCUUGGUGAGUCCCCUGACGUCAAACGGCAGGUCACUUUCACGGUCACAGUUGUGCUGAGGCUCCGGAGGCCCCGUGUGAGAGGGGCGUCGGCACUUCUCACGCUCCAAGGACCUGAAGGGCGCGGGGGCAGCAGUGGCCCAGCGUCACCGGGGACAUCGCAGGGCACAGGGCAGCACCCAGCCCACUGGGCACUGCCGGAUCCACAUCUUCUUUUCCCGCUGAGAGGAGCGGAGGCUGCAGGAGGACCAGGAGCUGGGAUCCUGCUGACCUCGGUGAAUCGGCCUCUUCUUUCUGCCCGGCAGGGACCCUGGGCAGCCUGGUGUGACCGUGACAGGCAAGAGCAUCCUGCGGCCACCCCAUUUCCCAACAACUGGCGUGGGCAUCGGUGUGGAGACCUCAGGAUGAGGACGGGUGCAUUUGUGGCCGUCACGCUGCUCGUGGUCUGCACUGGAGUUCUCCUCCCUUUCGUCUUGAGAGGCAAAGGACUGCUCUGGGGAGAUACCAGAGACUCUCAGGUUCGUAGCAUGCUGGAGGCUGCUGUACGCUCGGUGGACGAGGCCAUCUACGCCUCCCUGCAGAGGAACCUCAGAAAGAGGGAUGUCACUUCAUCUCAGCUGCUGGCUUUUUCCAAGUUCCCUGAACCAUCGAGCAGAGCAAUUUCCCGGGCUGCAGAAAUCACGGAAGCCUCCAUGCAGGCGCUGGGGCUGACGGGGCAGCAGCUUCCUCUGGACAUUUUAUCAGAAGAUCUGCUGAACAUGAUUGCAAAUCUGUCUGGCUGCCUACCUUACAUGCUGCCACCAAAAUGUCCCAACACUUGCCUGGCGAACAAGUACAGACUCAUCACGGGCGCCUGCAACAACAGGGAUCACCCCACCUGGGGCGCCUCCAACUCUGCCCUGGCCCGAUGGCUCCCCCCAGCCUACGAAGAUGGCUUCAGCCAGCCCCGGGGCUGGAACCCCGAUUUCCUGUACCACGGCUUCCCGCUGCCCCCGGUGCGGGAAGUAACGAAGCAGAUCAUUCGAGUUCCAAACGAGGUGGUGACCGAAGACGAUCAGUAUUCUGAUCUCCUAACAGCGUGGGGACAGUACAUCGACCACGACAUAGCACUCACCCCGCAGAGCACCAGCGCCUCCUGCCAGCAGACCUGCGAGAACCAGAAUCCCUGCUUCCCCAUACAGCUUCCCGCCGACGUCCCACCCGGGCCCCGGUGCCUGCCCUUCUCCCGCUCUGCCGCCGCCUGUGGCCUGGGACUGCGCGAUGCAUUCCCGGGCAACCUGUCCGCUGCAGCGGCGCGGCAGCAGGUGAACGCACUCACCUCCUUCCUGGACGCGUCCACGGUCUACGGCAGCUCCCCUGCCGCGGAGCGGGACCUGCGCGACUGGGCGGACGCGGCAGGGCGACUCCGGGUCAACGCGCGCCACCACGAUGACGGUCGCGCUCUCCUGCCCUUCACGCCGCCCCGCGCGCCCGCCGCCUGCGCCCCAGCGCCUGGCACCCCCGGCCCCACCCGCUCGCCUUGCUUCCUGGCCGGGGACGGCCGUGCCAGCGAGGUCCCGGCGCUCGCUGCCCUGCACACGCUGUGGCUGCGCGAGCACAACCGCCUGGCUGCGAAGCUCAAGGCCCUGAACCCGCACUGGAGCGCCGACACCGUAUACCAGGAGGCGCGCAAGGUGGUGGGCGCCCUGCACCAGAUCAUCACCCUGAGGGAUUACGUGCCCAGGAUCCUGGGUCCCAACGCCUUCCGGCAGUAUGUGGGCCCCUAUGAAGGCUAUAACCCCACUGUGAACCCCACGGUGUCCAAUGUCUUCUCCACGGCUGCCUUCCGUUUUGGCCACGCCACCAUCCACCCACUGGCGAGGCGGCUGGACGCCACCUUCAAGGACCACCCGGACCUCCCCCCGCUGCUGCUGGGGGACGCCUUCUUCAACCCCUGGAGGCUCAUCCAGGAAGGUGGUGUGGAUCCCAUCCUGAGGGGCCUUCUGGCUACGCCGGCCAAGCUGCAGGUAUCUGAGCAGCUCAUGCACGAGGAGCUGACUGAGAGGCUGUUUGUGCUGUCCACUCCCGGCUCCUUGGACCUGGCCUCACUCAACCUGCAGCGGGGCCGGGACCACGGCCUGCCAGGGUACAACGCAUGGAGGGUACUGUGCAACCUGCCCCGGCUGCGGACCCCGGCUGAGCUGCGCGGGGCUGUCGCCAACAGCAGCAUAGUGGACAGGCUCCUGGCCCUGUACGGGCACGCAGACAACAUCGAUGUGUGGCUGGGCGGCCUCAUGGAGGACCUGCUGCCGGGGGCCCGCACUGGACCGCUGUUCGCCUGCAUCAUUGGGAGGCAGAUGAAGGCCCUGAGGGACGGGGACAGGCUGUGGUGGGAGAAUGGCCCAGUCUUCACCAAGGCACAGCAGCAGGAGUUGGCAAAGCACUCACUGGCACGGGUCAUCUGCGACAACUCUGGCCUCACCCACGUGCCCAGGGAUGCCUUUCAAGCUGUGCAGUUCCCCCAGGACUUCGUGUCCUGUGAGCAUGUCCCCAGCCUGGACCUGGAAGCAUGGAGGGAGACCUUUCUGCAAGAUGACAGGUGCAGCUUGCCAGGCAGGGUGGAGAAUGGGGACUUCGUACACUGCGAGGACUCCGGGCAGCGUGUGCUGGUGUAUUCCUGUCACCAUGGAUACGAGCUGCAUGGGCAGGAGCAGGUCACUUGCACCCCGGAAGGAUGGGAUGCCCAGCCACCCAUCUGCAAAGAUGUGGACGAGUGUGCAGACCCAGCACGCGUGCCCUGCCACCCCUCUGCGCGCUGCAGGAACACCAAGGGUGGCUUCCAGUGCCUGUGCUCCGACCCUUAUGUGCUGGCUGAGGACGCCAGGACCUGCGUGGACUCCGGCAGGCUCCCACGAGCAUCCUGGGUCUCCCUCACCCUGGGGGCACUGCUGGUUGGUGUCUUGGCAGGCAUCACCUGGACGGUGAUCUGCAGGUGGACGUGCUCCGCUGCAGCAUCCACGCUGCCAGUCACUGAGGGAGAUGGGAAAAUCCCCGCUCAGCCGGGAUGUAGGAUGUGUGAGGAAGCAGGGACCUCGAUGCACAGCACCGCAGCUCUGGACCUGGAGCAGGAAGCGGCCUAUGGGUCACAGAUUCCUCUCUGCCUGUAGCAGUCGAGCUCCGCUUGCAAUCCUGGCCUUACCGAGAGCCCAGUGCAGGGCCUGUCUGGAGCCUGCCACAUCCUCACCGGCAAGGUGGCAGAGGACAGCAAAUCUCAGCAGUUUUGGGGGCGACUCCUGUGUCAGGUGACUCUGCUGUGUGAAGCCUGAGGCUCUGUAGAAGUGAAGUCGGACAUUGCUGGUGUUUUUCCGAAGUUUCAUGAGGCAAAGGGAUGGGAAGACUCAUUCACUACUAAGUCACCUGAUCAGGACUGGUGGCCACAGACUCCAGACACUGCAAAACAGUUUGCAGCAAAUGUCUCCUUGGAGGCACAUGUAGUAUCACGGUCUGCUUAUUCUAGAGCAUGCAUGAAUAAAUGCCAUGACCUCACA